ACCAGGAGUUAGGGGAAUCUGCUUUCCAGGCUCGCCUGGUAAUGCCUCUCGGCACGAUAGCAGUUGAUCGAACUGUACUCAUCGACAUGUCCCAGAGGAUAAAGCUCCAACUUGCAGCGUGGUCGGGAGAGGACUCGAAUGAAACGAAACCAUAUUCUCCAGCAAGUGCAGAGCAUGGUACAAAUACCAACUCCCGGGCUUGGGUUUCGCCCGCAUUCCAAUCAACCUACCCAUCCUUUCAUACCUGUUGUCCGCCCGGAGAAAAAAACGCAGUUUUGUCUGAUCAGCAAGUUUGUGACGGAGAUUCACCCAACAUACUUCCAAGCGCGGAAGUCCCCACAGUGGAUGCAGGGAAAGAUAGUGAUCUUCACAAUUUCAAAGGUCAGACAAAAUCUCCAAGCAAGCAGGUAGCAAAACCACCAAAACAUCGGCGACUUGCUGCAAACGCACGCGAAAGGAGAAGAAUGCAUGGAUUAAAUCAUGCUUUUGAUGAACUGCGAAGUGUGAUUCCAGCUUUUCAUAACGAUAGGAAAUUGUCAAAAUACGAAACACUGCAAAUGGCACAGAUCUACAUCGCAGAGUUAACUGAACUUCUGCAGAAUGUGAGUGAUGGAGAAUCGUCUCCUCACUCGCAUUCCAGUGACUGGGAGGAGGAACAGCUUGGCGGUACGCCGUGCCACGGCGGAGAAUCACUCCCAUAUCGCCAGGGAGCAGAAAGCCAAUUAGGCUAAAACUUAAAAAGAAACUGAACUUAUUAAAAAAACUUAUAACUUCUCAAUGUAGAGAGUGGAACAGAAUAAAUUUAUUUUUAUAUUAAUUCCAAAUAGCGAUAAAAUGGUUUUCUCGCGCAAUUUUGCGAUCGCCUGUUGCACUUUAAGAAUACUACAGCUGAAUCUAUUAAGUUAUGCAUAGUAAAAUCCAAUCAGAAUGAAGCAGAAUUCAUGACAUUGUUGAGAUAUUACUCCAUUCUUAAUUUUUAGCGUGUGUAAUAUUUCAUUAUUAAUUGUUGCGCUGUUUUCAUGGUCGACGUUAAUGCGGUCAUUGAAAUGCGAGUAGAUAGUGGUCUUUGCUACUAUCACGUCACGUUUUGCCCUUCAGUGGAACAUGUUCCAGCAAUAAUUCUAGGAUCAUCUUCAUCGUAAAAUAUUAAGGUUGAAAUUAAUUCGAUAGACUUAUUCAUGAAAAAGUAUGCUGUAAAAUGAAAUUAUUCUUUAGUUUUCAAUAAAUUUACAUUU
Mobula hypostoma (lesser devil ray) is the source of this 1235-nucleotide messenger RNA. Its product is annotated as transcription factor Atoh1-like. The transcript has a single exon. Lineage: Eukaryota; Metazoa; Chordata; Chondrichthyes; Myliobatiformes; Myliobatidae. Gene Ontology annotation, molecular function: protein dimerization activity; E-box binding; DNA-binding transcription factor activity, RNA polymerase II-specific. Gene Ontology annotation, cellular component: nucleus. Gene Ontology annotation, biological process: positive regulation of transcription by RNA polymerase II; axon development; sensory organ development. Bases 42 to 731 code for a protein of 229 amino acids. The record is from RefSeq and is a predicted model, not a curated record.